UCAAGAUUGAUUUAUUCUUGGCGCGAACGAGAUGUCGUGGCCGCGCCGAGGCGACUCGAGGAAGGACGGCAGCGAUAAGGUAGCCACCGAUGCAUCGUGGCCUAGGCGAGAAGCAACAUCCACCGUCGAAAGCGGAAAGACCCAGCCUGCAUGGCCCCGACGUGAGACGAAGAAGGUGGAUGCCAUCAAGAGUCAUCAAUCCAAGAAAGACGAAGCGUGGCUGCUGCAAGUCUUUGAGAAGCGGAAGGAACUGAAGAAGAAACGCAAACUGGAAGCCAUCCUGCUUGAAGCGCGUGUGAAGGAGGAUGUAGCGGAGCAAGCAGAACAAAAGCGCGCCAUGACGACAGCGCCAUCGAUCGACGAGCCGCCACCAACGACGAUUGUUGUCGAUGCAAUCUCCGACGCUGUCAUCGACGCACGUCCGUCCACACUCGACAUCGACGAUAGGAGUGUCCCUGUAGUUCGAUCGAAUACCUCGUCGUUACCAUUACCCACUGUUCAUGCUGCUCCGCCAUCGUCCAGUGUCCAUCAUCGUCCCGAUCUCUCUAAAACGCCAGCAUCGUCCACGUCAGCGAAAUUCAAUCCACUGGCGCUGACGCCGCCGCCGCUGCGACCAGUCAAGACACUAGAUUGGAAGCCAACGUCGUCCCCAUCCACCGCAUAUUCCAUCGACGCCGAUGUGACGGCAUGGAAAGAGUUUGCCAAGAAGGAAGUGCACCGUGAAAAAGGCCCGUCAAGUGUCAGCGACAACUUUGUGCGCCUCACGAUGCGAAAGCGCGUGCGUGGUAGCACGGGUAAGGCCAAGAAGCGACCGCAGUACCUUCAUGCCACCAUGUACAGCAACAACAAUGACAAUAACAACACCCAUCAACCCGGGAAUCCAACGCCAAAGCAAGGCGAUUCCGCCGCCGAGGCCACAGAUGCAAUGAUAUCCGACGGCGUCGACAUUGUCGAUGAGUGUCUCGCCCAGCCUCCCCAUACUCUUCCUCCUCGUCCUUCCACCGACCUUCUUGUUCCCCCGACGGUGACUGAAGCGGCGGCGGCACCACCCCUUCCUCCACAGCUCCAUCCAACUGACGACAUGCUCGACAUACCCAUCCCCUGCUGCGCCCAUGGCAUCCCCUGCCAUCGCCUCGUCGUAUCCAAGAAGACCAAGAACCACGGCCGUGCGUUCUUUGCAUGCACGCGGCGUCUGGACGAAGGCCGGUGCGACUUUUUUCUGUGGGAGCAAAACCACCCCGCCGCCGUCACCCUCGCGUGGACUUCAUCUUCCUCUGACCUGCCGCCACCGCCGCCGAUUCCUCGCUUCGUGUCGGCACUACACGCGCUCCGUGUCGUGUUUGGCCAUGGCGACUUCAAACCCGGCCAAGAAUGGGCCAUCCACCGCCUGCUCAACGAACCCUCGUCCAAGUCAUUGCUGGUGCUUCCCACCGGCUCGGGCAAAUCGCUGUGUUACCAGCUGCCGGCGCUGUACCUUCCCGGACUCACCAUCGUGAUCUCGCCGCUGAUUUCGCUCAUGCAAGACCAACUGACCAAGCUGCCGCCGCCACUCCAAGCUCGCGCGGCGUCGUUCUCGUCGUCGCGGUUCAAAGCCGACCAAGCCGCUGUCAUCAAGGCGUUGGUCGAGAACCGGCUCAAGCUGCUGUUCGUGUCACCUGAACGUGUCGUCACGGCCGGGUUUGCGCGGCUGCUGGCGCGCGUCCACGUCAGCCUCGUGUGCAUUGACGAAGCGCACUGUGUGAGCGAAUGGUCGCACAAUUUUCGCCCGGCGUUCCUACGACUGGGUCGAGUGACCCGCCGCGCCACCAACGUGCUCGCGCUCACGGCCACCGCGUCCGUCGCCGUCACCCGCGAUAUUGUGCGCAUCCUCGAGAUCCCCACAGACCGCGGCAUCCACCGGUGCAGCGCGUACCGACCCAACUUGGACUUGCAUGUCCAGCGCAUUCAACAUGAUGACGACAGGUACGCGGCGCUGCGGACGCUCUUGACCACGGCGCCACUCAAUAAGGGAAGUGUGAUCGUGUACGUCCACACACAAUACGCCGCUGCGCAAGUGGCCGCCCUGCUCACCACUGAAGCCAACAUCAAAGCGAGUGCGUACCACGCAGGACUGAGUUCCGACGUCAAGGAAAAGGUGCAAAAGGGGUUUGCGAGUGGCAAGGUUCGUGUGGUGGUGGCUACGAUUGCGUUUGGGAUGGGCAUCGACAAGGCGAACGUCCGGGGCGUCGUGCAUUUCCAUAUGCCAACUAGCAUGGAGCAUUACGUCCAGCACAUCGGGCGGGCCGGCCGCGACGGGAAGAAGGCGUCGUGCGCGGUGCUGCUGCUCCAGUCGGACUUUGUGCGCUUCCACUCGCUCGCGCACUCGGACGGGCUGUCCAUGCCCCAAGCCCACGCGUUGGUCCGCACUCUCUUCUGUCGCCACAACACGUCCAUGUCUUCACCAAGCAUAACACACCCCAUCGCGACCCUAGAACAAGACCUGGAUAUGAAACAUUCGGUGGUGGAUACGGUGCUCACGACGCUCGAGCUCCAAGGGAUGGUGGAGCUGCUGCCUUGUCUGUAUGCCACAUGCACGAUCAGCGUGCACCAAUCUCAAAUGUCCAAGUGGACCGUCCAUCCCAUGUACCCCAACGUGAUGGCGAUCGCGGCCGUGUCGGCUGUCCAGGACGGGUACCUGUGCACGACCUCGUUCGUGUACAACGUGGUCGAGUAUACCCACCGGUUUGCCAGCAACUCCACCAACGACGCAAGUGCGUUUAUAGAGCUACGCCGGCUGCAGCAACUCGGCAUUGUACAGUACAAACUGUCCGACUAUGCCAUCCAUUUCCGCAUAUUGAAGUGUCCAUCAUCAUCCGACGCCGCCCUCGACGACCUCGCGCAUGCCAUCUACGUACACCACCAAGCCCAAGAAGCCCGCAACGUUCAUCGGUUAGAAGCAUUGUAUCACGUCUUGUCGGCAGCAUGUCACAUUCCACUGAACAAGUCCCCCGUCGGCAAGAAGCAACCGAGCGACCCGUUGAAUGCUGCGAUUGAAGCAUACUUUGAAGACAAUGGUGGUAUACGUACAGCAGAAGAAGAAGAAGAGCAUGACGACUGGCCCCGCACGCCGCUGACCCCGGCGGAGACACUGGCCAUCCAAGCCGCCACCACGCGCCUCCUCCAGGACGACCGCGUCGCCUGCCGCCUCGUGUCGGCGCAGAGCAUCACGCGCAUCCUCCACGGGCUCUCCAGUCCCCGGUUCCCUUCCGACGACUGGCGAGACCACCCGCUAUGGGCCAAGUUUGCAGCGAUGCCGUUUCCAAACGUUCGUGCUGUCGUCCACGACGUUGUCACAGACCACAAAAAAAAUCAAACUGCGAUGACGGGUGACGACACGAAUGUAUGCAUCGACCACCCAGACCAGAAUCAAGAGGGUUGGUCAUAAUAACACGAGUCUGGUUCAUAUACUAUGGCUAUGUUAAGAGGUUGUCGUUGGCGCUUUGGGUGUGGACGCCGUACGUCGACGGUGGCGCUGCGCGUCGAGCUCGGCGACCCAUGACUGUACCAGGGGCGUCUUGAACUUGCCUUGGGUACCCGCAAAGAACUGGUCCAGUUGAAGGUUGUCUUGAGCUAUGGAAAACAUAUGAAAACCAAAAC
Aphanomyces astaci is the source of this 3636-nucleotide messenger RNA. RefSeq lists its product as hypothetical. Gene Ontology annotation, biological process: double-strand break repair via homologous recombination. The record is from RefSeq and is a predicted model, not a curated record. Bases 32 to 3424 code for a protein of 1130 amino acids. Gene Ontology annotation, molecular function: 3'-5' DNA helicase activity; four-way junction helicase activity; nucleic acid binding. Lineage: Eukaryota; Oomycota; Saprolegniomycetes; Saprolegniales; Verrucalvaceae. Gene Ontology annotation, cellular component: chromosome; cytoplasm; nucleus. The transcript has 2 exons.